CACCUUGAGAACAAUAUAGGGUGGCCACUUGAACUUGAGCCCACACCGACAGUUUUCGUCUAGCGAACAAAAGUCCGCACACCAAGUCGGAGAAUUCGCAUAGAUUUAUAUACGUCUAAACGUUAACCUCGACUCUUGCAAGCAUGAAGGUUGCUUUGCUGAUAGCUGUCAUGUUGGCAUCUACAUCUGUUGUCUUCCCGUACUGGAUGUUUCCGAGGAGGAGGUCGUCAAAGAAAGGGGUGACAUUCCAGGAGAAAGAAGAGGCUCUCCAAGACGCUGCGGCUAAGCUGGAGGAAGUGAUGCAUGGCGCGGAGAGUGAAUCGGUCCUGGAGCUGAUGAGGGAGUUUCAGGAGGUGGAGGAAAACGAUGGUGCUCUCAGUGGCGACACCUUCGAGAAGAAAGUGGCUACUCUCCAGGAGGCUGCAGCUGAUAUGGAGGAGAAGGUGAAUGAAGUGGAGGAAGAUGCCGCAUUGGGUCUACUGGAGGAGGAGCUGGAGGAGCUGGAAGAGGAACUAGAGGAAGCCAAGGACGACCCUGAAGAGUGAUGAUGAGUCCAGAUGUUACUGGCUGAGUCAAAGACAACCCGUGCAGGACCUAAGAGCUUUAGUUCACAGCUAGCUUCUUGUCUAGUUCCGUUGACAAUAAGGUGAAAUCGUAGUUUUAGGAAUUCAUAUUCAGAAAACAAUGAAUGGCAGAGAAGGCUUAUACUAUAGUUUGCUAUCAUUAAAUUUACCUUAUUGAAAAUGUAGCUACUUUUAUUAAGACAAGACUUCGGCAUAAAGAAGCAAAUGUAGUUUUAAAGGUAAUGGUAGGAUAUUUUUCCCAUGUGAUGACAUUCACUGGUCAGUCCCCCAAAAGCUUGAUGGUCAACAACUCGUAAACAUUGGGGCUUCCUAAUCAUGUUGAUUUAUUCAUGUGUUGUUAUUACCAUGUUAUGUGAUAACUAUUAAUGACGCAUAUUGUAGCUAAUGCUAUUAUGACUCGUGUCCUUCUUAUUUAGAAAUUUCCCUUUUCUCCUUUUUCUAUUGUUUUAAUACAGAGGUAUACCUGAUAUUACUAUCAUACGUGAAACUUAGCUUGCAUUUGAUAACUGCAUAUUACAUACCAUUAGAAUCUAGUGUAAUCCCUUUUGGUGGCAGGAAUAAAAGGUUAUCUA
This is a messenger RNA of Branchiostoma belcheri (Belcher's lancelet), 1156 nucleotides long. RefSeq lists its product as uncharacterized. The record is from RefSeq and is a predicted model, not a curated record. The transcript is spliced from 5 exons. The coding region runs from base 144 to 545 and encodes 133 amino acids. Lineage: Eukaryota; Metazoa; Chordata; Leptocardii; Amphioxiformes; Branchiostomatidae.